AUGGGGGUCAGUCAGCAUCUUGGAAACCAGGAACAGGGGCCUGCUGCAGGCUCUGUGAUUUUAUUGCACAUCUCGAGCUGUUCCGUAUUUCUCCGAAAGCCCUACCUGGUCGUGAGAUGGCACAAGAACCUGGACUUUCAGUUACACAAGCGUCUGGGCCUCAACUUCGUCUUCAACGGGGCACCCGAUGAUGACGUCACGCCAUUGACAGCUGUGCAGCAACUGAAACAGCAGCGGGAUAAACUCAAGCAGUAUCAGAAAAGGAUCACUCUGAAUCUGGAAAGAGAGAGAGAUGUGGCGCGGCAGCUCCUGAGAGAUGGGAAAAAAGCAAAAGCCCUGCUGCUGCUAAAGAAGAAGCGCUACCAGGAGCAGCUGCUAGAUAAAACCGAAAACCAAAUCAGCAACCUGGAACGCAUGGUCCAGGAUAUUGAAUUCACCCAGAUUGAAAUGAAGGUGAUUGAAGGCCUGAAGAUUGGCAAUGAAUGUCUGCAUAAAAUGCACGAGGUCAUGUCAGUAGAGGAGGUGGAAAGGAUAAUAGACGAAACCCAAGAUGCUGUGGAAUAUCAAAGGCAAAUAGAUGAAAUGCUAGCUGGUAGCCUCACUGAAGAAGAUGAAGAUGCCAUUUUAGAAGAAUUAAAUGCCAUUACUCAGGUGAGCCUUAAUUUCAUGCUCUGGUAAUUACUUUUAAUCCAC
Messenger RNA from Pelodiscus sinensis (Chinese soft-shelled turtle), 693 nucleotides. NCBI's taxonomy places the organism in Eukaryota, Metazoa, Chordata, Testudines, Trionychidae. The record is from RefSeq and is a predicted model, not a curated record.